CACCACUAUAUAUAUUCGAUCGAUCCCCAUUGCGCAACGCACUAUUUCUCAUCUCUAUCAAAUUAAACACAAUAUUUGCAUUCACUUUUUUUUGCUAUAUAUUUUACAUUUCACCGGAAAACACAAACACACAGUGAUCGGCGAUGGGGAGUAAAUCACCUGAGACGGAUCAUCCUGUGAAGGCCUUGGGCUACGCCGCUAAAGACACUUCUGGCGUACUCUCCCCCAUAAACUUCUCCCGGAGGGAAACAGGGGAUGAAGACGUGAGGUUCAAAGUGUUGUACUGUGGAGUCUGUCACUCUGAUCUUCACUCUGUCAGGAAUGAAUGGCACAACGCCAAGUAUCCCAUGAUCCCUGGACAUGAGAUUGUGGGUGUGGUGACUGAAGUGGGCAGCAAGGUCAAAAAAGUCAAAGUAGGAGACAAAGUGGGGGUGGGUUGUAUGGUUGGGUGUUGCCAUUCAUGCGAUCAAUGUGGUGCAGAUCAAGAGCAAUACUGCCCAAAAAUGGUACAAACCUACAAUGACUCUUCUAUGGUAACCUACGGUGGUUACUCUGACCACAUGGUAGCCAACGAACACUUCAUCGUCACAUGGCCCAAAGACUACCCACUUGAUGGUGGUGCACCUCUUCUGUGUGCUGGAAUCACUGUUUACAGCCCAAUCCGAUACUAUGGGCUCGAUAAGCCUGGAAUGCAUGUUGGUGUGGUUGGGCUUGGUGGGUUGGGUCAUGUAGCUGUUAAGUUUCUUAAAGCUCUUGGUGUUAAGGUUACUGUGAUCAGCACCAGUCCAAGAAAAAAGAAGAAGCUAUUAAUACUUUUGGUGCUGAUUCUUCCUGGUGAGUCGUGA
Lactuca virosa is the source of this 845-nucleotide messenger RNA. NCBI's taxonomy places the organism in Eukaryota, Viridiplantae, Streptophyta, Magnoliopsida, Asterales, Asteraceae. The record is from the annotation of a GenBank genome assembly.